UCCAGCGCUGGUAGCUGCGAUGUUUUACCCUACUGCCGGACAGGAGGGGUCUUUCGGUAGUGUAGUUUCGCCGUCCUCUGUGUGCCUUAGUAGUUCAUCGACACUGCCGGUCAGUGUCCAAUCAGCUAGCACUCCACCCGCGUCAUCUCAGGACCACCAUCUCAACCACCUUCACGAAGGGUGGUCCGAGGCGGAAAUGACGCUCUCCUCUGCCAUAUCUACUAUUACAGACGCCGUGUCUAAAUCAAAGAAAAAGACUCCUUUCAGGUCGACGAAAGGAGCGUCCAAACAGAGGCGGGAUUUGAUCAAUGCCGAGAUCAAGAAUUUACGGGAUUUAUUACCGUUGCCAGAUUCGGUAAAAGCCAGGUUAUCAUAUCUGCAUGUCAUGUCACUGGCUUGCGUUUACACCAGAAAAUGCAACUUUUUCUCGCAAGAUUUUGCAAGUCGUGUUAGUGCAUCUCAUGAUAUUGAGAAAAUAAAACAAGAGUAUGAUUUCAGCCCGGUGCUGAAUGGUUUUCUCCUCAUUGUAAACAGUGAAGGAUACUUGCUGUAUAUAUCAGAAAAUGUCACAGAAUUCCUUGGCCACUCCAUGGUUGACUUGUUAACCCAAGGAGGUAGUGUCUUUGAUGUAGUUGACGACCGAGAUCAUGCUACUAUCAGAACGAAUUUGAAGUAUUACGAAAACCAUUCCAAUCCUAAAAGAUCAUUCUUCUGUCGAAUGAAUACAUCGCGAUCCAUGCGACGACAAGACAACUGUAGUGAUAAUAAGGUUGUUCAUAUCACAGGCAGAUAUCAUUCCAUGGCCACAACCUCCAGCUGGUCACCUGCUCCUGUGUUCAUUGGUGUUUGUUCCCCAAUCUCAUCUAGUAUUUGUCGUACUGCAAGGUGUGAGAGUUCGGUACUUGACACUAUGUCAUUCACCACACAGCAUGGCUUGGACAUGAGACUACAGGAGGUGUCGUCAAGAGUGGUGUACCAUUUAGGUUAUACUGCCGAGGAAUUGUACGCUACUUCUUGGUACAAUUUAUUGUAUGCAAAUGAUGAUGUCAUCGGUAGAACGCAUCACCAAUAUUUGAUUCAGCAAGUUCAACAAGGGAACCAAACUAGCUGUGAAUUUGUUGUAAGGAUGCUAACUAAGGAUAAACUCAUUGUCAAUGUCUUCAUCCAUGCUACAAGCCAUCCUGAUGAACUGGACACAUCACCAAUUAUCUGUGAAAACAGGGUCAUCUGUGACACAGAAAUGCAGUAUUACAAAGCUAUCCAACAGAAUGUGGUUGUUGACACCAUGAUUUCGGGAGAUGAAUACAUGUAUCCAAGUUCACUACAUCUCGACUCAUCUGGCACCUGGCCAACAGACGAGUUGGAGAGUGAAUUUUUCCCGGAAACAAUGAAGGAUGAUGCGACAGAUGAACAGUUCCUCAACCCCACAUCACCAGAAAAGUCAUCCUCGUCAAAGGACAAUGCAUUUGUGGCGUUGAAAGAUGCUACUAUGGAGCUUGUUAGAAGACGUCUGCGGAAAAGACUUCACAGUGAUCAAUCAUGUUUAGAACCACAGCGCAAAGCUUGUCGGUUUGACAACUCUUUAGAUGAUAACUAUGAUGUGAAGUUCCGUACUUAUUCUUUGUCUGCCAUCAAUCAAACAAGUCAGGAAUCGUCUGGUGCACCGCCAUCAAGUAUUGUGUCGACUCUGACAACUGAUUCCCACACCAACAGAGAACAAAGAUCUGAGACAUGCAACUGGGCAGCAGAAUCACCGUCCACAAUGCCAGUUACUCCCAUGACCCCGCUAAAUCAGCAAGAGCAUGCCAGUAAUCGUCUGGAUAUUCUUUGCCCAUAUAGGUUACCACAUGCACCAGACAGCACGAUUAGACUCAAACAGGAGAUCUGUGUGCCAGAUAGCAUGCUAACCCCAGAUCCAUCUCCAAAAUUCGGACAAGCAACUCCAGCACAAACACACUUUGACUUCACCAUAGAUGAAGUACCCAGUGAACAAUUACCUAAUAACGAAGAGAAGACUUUAACAGAAGAAGAUUUAAAUACGCUACGUGAACUUGCCUCAACGCUACUAACACUAACAAAAGACUGUAGUGACAUUAAAAACGAUAUAGAUACAAAUGUCAACAUAGGGCAAGAGGAUAUUAAUAUGAGGCACACCUCAGUAGAAAGAGAUCAUUGUGUGCCAUCUGUAGAGGGGAGCAGAAUGGGAGAAAACCCUCACGAAAGUUUACUGUUAGCAGACAAAUCAUUCUACGCGACCUCACCAGUUGGCUGUAUCCAGUUAACAGUACAACACAGCACAAAUCUGUCGGCAAUUCAAGUAGCUGCAGGACAGCAUAAACAAAACCUAGAAACUAUAGACCAGCUUCAGUUGAAUCUGAGCUGUGACCAGGAGUCAUUAUCAUCAUCAUCAUCAUCAAGUAGCCAUCAGAGUGAGCAGAGCUUCUCUGAUGCCAGCAGCUUUAUGGAUGAACUAGAAAGUAUUGAUAUGGAACUUACUUCAAGCCCAUCUACUACCCCAAGUCAUGGGGAACUUGGGUUCUGUGAACUCGAUUUAAAUACAUCUAUUAAUUCAUUCCACUAG
Molecule: messenger RNA, 2581 nt
Organism: Saccoglossus kowalevskii
Lineage: Eukaryota; Metazoa; Hemichordata; Enteropneusta; Harrimaniidae
Biological process (GO): regulation of transcription by RNA polymerase II
Molecular function (GO): protein dimerization activity; RNA polymerase II transcription regulatory region sequence-specific DNA binding; DNA-binding transcription factor activity, RNA polymerase II-specific
Source: RefSeq, a predicted model, not a curated record